[Candida] anglica is the source of this 1125-nucleotide messenger RNA. The record is from the annotation of a GenBank genome assembly. Lineage: Eukaryota; Fungi; Ascomycota; Pichiomycetes; Serinales; Debaryomycetaceae.
CAUCUGUUAACUAGAAUCGUAUACUUUAGCAUGUCAUUCUACCAAUUCAAAGACUAUAUAGAAGAAGGUGACUUGGUGCUUGCCUUCAUUGGUAGAGGAAAUUUGAAGCCUCUCACCGUGAAAAGAGGUUCUACCUUGGGAACAAGAUACGGUAACUUUGAUCAUGAUCGUAUGAUUGGUAUGAAGUUUGGAGAACAAAUGAGUGGUGCCAAGGGCCAUGGAUUCAUCCAUUUAUUACAUCCAACUCCAGAACUCUGGACUAUUUCUCUCCCACAUAGAACUCAAAUCGUGUACACGCCUGACUCUUCCUAUAUAAUCCAACGUUUGGGGGUUACAAGUGGAACAAGAGUGAUUGAGGCUGGUACUGGUUCUGGAUCCUUUUCUCAUGCAUUUGCCAGAACUCUUGGUGAAGAUGGGAGAUUAUUCUCUUAUGAGUUCCAUGAACCUAGAUACUUGGAGGCUAAACAAGAAUUCCAAGAUCAUGGACUUUUGGAUGUUAAUACUCUUAUAACUCAUAGAGAUGUAUGUGAAGGUGGAUUUGAAAUAAAUGACCUUCCUGCCAAAUUCGACAAAAAUGGUAUAAAUGGAGAUGUUGUAUUCUUGGACUUGCCAUCUCCAUGGACAGCCAUUCCUCAUUUGGAUAAGGUGAUAUCCAAGACUUCAAGAGUUGGUAUUUGUUGCUUUUCUCCAUGUAUAGAACAAGUUGAUAAGGCAGUUAAGGCACUUCAAGAAAAUGGAUGGAGUGGGAUUGAAAUGGUAGAAGUUGCGGCCAAGCGUUGGGAAUCAAGAAUGGAUAUGGUUAAAGAUAUUUCCGACGUUGUGAAAAGACUUAAAGAUAUUCAAUCAAGAAAGAGUAAAGGUAUAGAAAAUAGAAGAAGAGUUAAGGCUACACAAGCCGGGGAAAAGAGAGAUAUUGAACAAGUUGAAGCUGAUGAUUCCGAAGAACCUAAAAAAUUCCAAAACUUGGGUAAAGGUUUCAAUCCUUUCGGAAAGGGUAUGAGAGUAAGAGAAGGUGAUUCUCAAUGGCAAUGGAAGAAUGUUACGAAAGUUGAAGCUGAUAUCAAGAGUCACACUUCAUAUCUCACAUUUGCAUACAUGAACCCAAACGUAAAAAUCUCUGAAUAA